AUGGGUAAUCAAAUGGAUUCGAAGAUAUCCAAAAAAUCGUCUCAUUUAACAAAAGUAAAUCAGUAUAUUAGUAUAGGUGCAUCUGAUGCAGUUGGUAUUGGAACAUCUAAUCCUUCAAAAGAUGGUUGGGUUCCAAAAUUUGCAUCAUUAAUAUCAGCUGAACAAACGAUUAAUCUUGGUCGUAGUGGAUCAACUCUUAAUGAUGCAAUUGAACAACAAUUACCACGAGUAUUAGAUCAAAAACCAAAUGUUAUAACUAUAUGGUUAGCUGUUAAUGAUUUUAAUCAACAAGUAUAUGAUAGAUCAAUUUUAACUAGUUAUACAUCAGAUCUUAAUGAUAUGUUAUCUCAAUUACGAGCUAAAUUCGGUUUAGAUACACGAAUUCUUGUUGGAAAUAUUCCUGAUUUAAGUAAAGUUCAUAUUUAUACAUCACUUGGAAUCCCUAAAUUGUUAUUAACAUUACAAGUAAAACGAUGGAAUGAUGCAAUUAAAAAAAUUGUUAAAAAAAAUCGAUGUGAUCUCGUUGAUUUACAUUCACAUUGGAAAGAAUUAGGUGAUCAUCCUGAAUAUGUUUCUUUCGAUGGUUUUCAUCCAUCUUCUGAUGGUUAUCAAAGACUUGCACAAGUAUUUUAUCAACAAUAUUGUAAAUAA
Adineta steineri is the source of this 651-nucleotide messenger RNA. The record is from the annotation of a GenBank genome assembly. NCBI's taxonomy places the organism in Eukaryota, Metazoa, Rotifera, Eurotatoria, Adinetida, Adinetidae.